AUGUACCUGAGAACGCGGUCUUCUGCAACGCUCCGCUGGGCUGGCAUUCCACGCUCAAAACCAUAUCGAGUUGUCAGAAGUUUCGCAACUGUAAGCAGCGAUGCGCAGCCUUAUGAUGUCGUUGUCAUCGGGGGCGGUCAUGCCGGUUCAGAAGCAUGCGCCGCUGCGGCGCGAUUGGGAGCGCGGACCGCCCUCGUAACACCUUCACGCUCGAACAUUGGGGUCUGUUCAUGCAAUCCUAGUAUCGGAGGAAUUGGAAAGGGAACCAUGAUACGUGAGAUUGACGCUUUAGACGGACUGGCGGGUGACGUUGCGGACAAGGCUGGGAUCCAGUUUCGGAUAUUGAACAGGUCGAAAGGAGAGGCUGUUUGGGGACCCAGAGCACAGAUCGAUCGCAUAUUAUAUCGGAAACAUAUGCUGGAGAAAUUGAGCACUACGCCUGGUUUGAGCAUUGUAGAGGGGAAAGUAGGGGAUAUUAUUCUUUCGAGGGAGGGUUUAGCGGCGGGAUCUCAGGGGAAAAUUAUUGGUGUGCGGCUGGAAUCUGGUGAGGUGAUACCGACCGGACGAGUGGUUAUUACUACAGGUACAUUCCUUGGUGGCGAAAUACAUAUUGGACUCGACGUAUUUCCCUCCGGUCGGAUGGGAGAAGCAGCCACAUUUGGAUUGAGUAAGUCCCUACGGGAGGCUGGGUUCCAGCUUGGUCGUUUGAAAACCGGCACUCCUCCUCGAAUAGAAAAGAAGUCGAUAGACUUCUCGAACCUCGAAGUCCAUCCAGGAGACUCUCCACCUGUUCCAUUUUCAUAUCUUAACAAGAGAGUAGCUGUCAACGACGAAGAUCAACUCCCUUGCUGGUCUACUUAUACCAAUGAGGUAUCUCACCAAAUCGUCAGGGACAACCUUGACAAAUCUGUCCAUAUUCGAGAAACUGUAAAAGGGCCUCGAUAUUGCCCUUCUCUUGAGUCUAAAAUUAUUCGAUUUAAAGAUAAAAAAAGACACAUUGUCUGGUUAGAGCCAGAGGGAUUUGCCCCUAAUGAGGUUAUCUACCCCAAUGGCAUCUCCAUGACAAUUCCCUCUGAUGCCCAACUUGCUUUACUUCGCACAAUACCUGGACUCGAGAAUGCCCACAUGCUCCAAGCCGGCUACGGGGUGGAAUACGACUAUGUUGAUCCGCGCUCUCUCCGACCAACACUAGAAACCAAACUUAUCAGUGGACUCUAUCUCGCAGGUCAGAUCAACGGCACAACUGGUUAUGAAGAAGCCGCAGGUCAAGGCAUUCUAGCCGGUAUCAACGCCGGCUUGGCCUCUCAAUCCAAACCCCCCUUCAUCCUCUCCCGCUCAGACGGCUUCAUCGGCAUCAUGGUCGACGAUCUAAUCACCAAAGGCGUCUCGGAGCCAUACCGCAUGUUCACCGCUCGCAGUGAAUAUCGCAUUUCCACCCGCUCCGAUAAUGCCGAUCUCCGCCUAACCGCCCGCGGCCGCGAGAUCGGUGCCGUCGGCGAUAGACGCUGGAACCACUUCAGCCAAGUCGAAGCGCAAAUCACCGAACUACGAACACUGCUCGAGAACACCAAGUUCCCGUCAGCGCUGUGGUCGCGCAAGGGCUUCGGCGUACACGGUGACAACAAUCUCCGGUCCGCCUUCGAUCUCCUCCGUCUAAAUGAUACUUCCAUAGACGACAUUAUCCCGCACAUCGAAUCAGGCAGCGGGAGAACAUAUACGCCCCUAUCCUUCACGUCAGAGAUAAAACACCGCGUCGCAAUCGAGGGCCGCUAUGCACCUUAUAUUAAAAUCCACGCAGACAAAGCGCGCAGUUUCGAGAAAGAUGAAUCUCUGCUGCUCCCGCCUGAUAUGGACUAUGGGCAAGUGGUUGGCUUGAGUUAUGAGGAGAGAGCCGCAUUGGAACGGGUCCGGCCAGAGAACAUAGGCAUGGCGCGAAGGAUUGAGGGGAUGACGCCUGUUGCUGCGUUGAGGUUGUUAGUGCAUGUUCGCAGGAACUGGAAAGGCCAAGGGCGGGGAGAGUCGUCCUUGAAGGCUGAGGAGGAGCUCGAUGUCUCGGAUGAGGCGACGCGUGUUGCGUCUUCGAUGUGA
This is a messenger RNA of Paracoccidioides brasiliensis Pb18, 2088 nucleotides long. Its product is annotated as tRNA uridine 5-carboxymethylaminomethyl modification enzyme GidA. Gene Ontology annotation, biological process: tRNA methylation; tRNA wobble uridine modification. The transcript is spliced from 2 exons. Bases 1 to 2088 code for a protein of 695 amino acids. Gene Ontology annotation, molecular function: flavin adenine dinucleotide binding. The record is from RefSeq and is a predicted model, not a curated record. Gene Ontology annotation, cellular component: cytosol.